Molecule: messenger RNA, 1447 nt
Organism: Haplochromis burtoni (Burton's mouthbrooder)
Lineage: Eukaryota; Metazoa; Chordata; Actinopteri; Cichliformes; Cichlidae
Gene: miip
Product: migration and invasion inhibitory protein
Exons: 9
Coding region: 124-1311 (395 amino acids)
Biological process (GO): negative regulation of cell migration; negative regulation of G2/M transition of mitotic cell cycle
Source: RefSeq, a predicted model, not a curated record
UCAACGCGUUGUUAUGGAGUCGGCCUAAUUGAAAGCAUAGAAGAUCCCGAAAGUUUCUUUGUGUGUUUGAUGUACUUUUAAUUAAAGCUACAUUUUAUUUGCUUUCUCUAAUAUUAAAACUAAAUGUCCAUGGAUCGGCUGGAGGUGUUGCGAGAGCGCAAUAAACAGUUACUGGACCAGUUGAGGCAGCAUGGAGAGAAACUGGAGCGGCUGUGCGGCUGCCGUGAAAGCCGCAAGAGGGAGAGAGAGGAUGGAGCUGAGGAGAGAAGACCACUUGAAGAAACGAUCGGGAUGACCGGUGGAGACCGCGGCCCUGCAAGGGCGGCCCUAGCCAAGUCUUCCGUGAAGUUUGCCGACACUUGUGAGAAAAGAACAGUCAUCAAAAAGACUGUUUUCACACCAUCUUUCACCAAACACAGAGAAGGAACUGCUGAACAAACAGUUAAAUCAGAUCUCAUUAGAGGCAGCAAGAAACAAGACACAGAGCCAUUCAGCACCAAGUCCUGUGUAGUAAAUCCGAGCAAAGGACAGAGGGGUGUGCAGAGCAGGGUCACGUUUCAGUCGGACGAUUUCAAAGACGUCCUUGACCCAGAGAGGCGUCACCUACCACCCUUACUCGGAUACGACUGGAUAGCAGGAGUGCUGGAUACUGAGGACUCCUUGAUAGAGCGCUCAGACGAGUUCUUCAAUGAUCUCUGUGUAUUUCGAUCGCUCAAUAAGGACGAGUGUGUCCACAGUGGACAAACCGAAUUCUCUGAGGGGAACCAGCCAGUGACACAACUGCUAACAGACAAGGAUGGCCCACAAGCUAACAUGGACACUCAUCAGUGUACAUUCUCUUACAGGAUUAACAGCAGACUGUUCCCGGUCCCCCUCCACUCUCAGGAGUGCUGUCCCUUGUGCAAAAAGCCUAAAUCCUCCCACCCUCACACUGUUGCUGAACCUGCUCUAAUCAGGGUCAGCAUCCCUCGCACCAGGCUUCUGCCACCUUACAUAUACAAAGCUCAUCGGCGAUGCAGCUUUGACCCUUCUGACAGUUUAGGAUUACCAUCGCACUGUCUAUCAGGGUGGUCCAACACAGGGCAGAGCACCCUGCCACCACCCAGCAGCCUCGACCUGCAGAGCAGUGUUAAUGUGAAGAACCCAAAAGGACCACUGAAUAAACAACUGGAGGAUCGGUCUGCACUGAGGGUGUCUCAUAACCCAAACCAGAUCUCAGAUGUGGCUCGCUUAGCUCGUCACAACUUUCAACGGUUUAAUCCAAAAAGAAGAGUGGGCGGCAUAUCUUACCCUCCUUACCCUGCGUGCUGAUAAACUAUCAAAGUAUACUGAGUGGGCUUUUUCUUUGUUUGUUUGUUUUAAGCGCCAAAACUGAAAACCUUGAGCGGAUGUCUAAAAAGUUUUGUGAUAGAUGACAGAUUAGAUUAAUUUAUUCACGUCUGUACAA